GCUCGCGGCUGCAGUCGUCCUCCUGCUGCGGAGCUGUCUGCAUCCAUGCAGCAUCUCUGCCCUGCGCAGAGCCUGCUCGUCCCCCGUGACUCCCACGGCGGACCCGGACUUGCAUUGUUCAGGCGUUGAAUUGAGUGAUUUCACUGUUUCAGCACCACGGACAGAGACCCGUGCGGACCUCAUACCGGAGCUCCAAGAGGCUUUUUCUUUUCCAGUUUAUGUUUCCCCCACGAGUAUGGAAUCAUUUGACAGUCCGAUGUAUCUUUGAUGCCCUCUCUCAUCGAACGCAUGCGCGCCGAGGUGGGACACCUGUAGUAAAUUGGAAACUCCAGCCUGCGGCAUGGCUCGUCUCAGUCGGCCCGCAGCUCUGCUGCUCUCCGCGCUCAUCUGCUUCUCCUGCGCCGCCGCAGACAAGAAGAAGAAGAAGCUCUACAUCGGAGCCCUGUUCCCCAUGAGCGGGGGGUGGCCGGGGGGGCAAGCGUGCCUCCCCGCCACUCAGAUGGCCCUGCAGCUGGUCAACAAGAGGACCGACAUCCUGCCUGACUACGAGCUGGAGCUCAUCCACUACGACAGCAUGUGUGAUCCAGGCGAGGCCACCAAGUUACUCUACGACCUUCUGUACACGGAGCCCAUCAAGGUUGUGCUGAUGCCAGGCUGCAGCUCUGUGUCCACGCUGGUGGCUGAAGCUGCUCGCAUGUGGAACCUCAUCGUGUUGUCCUAUGGCUCCAGCUCUCCUGCUUUGUCCAACCGCCAGCGGUUCCCCACCUUCUUCCGCACGCACCCGUCUGCAACGCUGCACAACCCCACUCGGGUGCAGCUCUUUCAGAAGUGGAAGUGGACCAAGAUCGCCACUAUUCAGCAAACUACAGAAGUCUUCACCUCGACUCUUGACGACCUGGAGGAGAGAACGAAGGAGGCUGGCAUCGACAUCAGCGUCCGCCAGAGUUUCCUCACAGAUCCUGCGGUGGCUGUUAAAAACCUCAAAAGACAGGACGCCAGGAUCAUCGUUGGCCUGUUCUACGAGACUGAGGCCAGAAAGGUCUUCUGUGAGGUGUACAAAGAGAAGCUGUACGGGAAAAAAUAUGUGUGGUUUCUGAUUGGCUGGUAUGCGGAUAACUGGUUUAAAAUCAAGGAUCCGUCCAUCAACUGCACAUUGGAGCAGAUGUCAGAGGCUGUGGAGGGUCAUGUGACCACCGAGAUUGUGAUGCUCAACCCGGAAACAGUUCGCGGAGCUUCCAAGCUGACUUCCCAGGAAUUUCUAACCCAACUAAUGUCCAAGCUGGGGGGUAAAAAUCCAGAGGAGACAGGAGGUUUCCAGGAAGCACCACUGGCCUACGAUGCCGUGUGGGCUUUGGCCCUGGCCCUCAAUAAGACCGUGGGGCCUUUAAAGGCAAGGGGUUACCGUUUGGAAGACUUCAACUACAACAACAGAGACAUCACCAGUGAGAUCUACCGUGCCAUGAACACCAGCUCCUUUGAAGGAGUGUCAGGCCACGUUGUGUUCGAUGCUCAAGGAUCUCGGAUGGCGUGGACUCUGAUAGAACAGCUUCAAGGGGGGAGCUACAAGAAGAUUGGAUACUACGACAGCACGAAAGGCAAUCUUUCCUGGUAUGGAAAUGACAAGUGGAUAGGCCAAGGACCCCCUGCUGAUCAGACUGUGGUCAUUGAAGAGUUUCGAUACCUGUCUCAGAGGCUGUUUGUGUCCAUGUCUGUUUUUGCUGUGGUGGGCAUCCUGUUGGGCAUCGUCUGCCUCACCUUCAACAUCUACAACAGCAGAGUCAGAUACAUCCAGAACUCUCAGCCCUACCUGAACAACAUGACUGCUGUGGGCUGCAUGAUGGCUCUAGCGGCGGUUUUUCCUCUGGGCAUCGACGGCCUUCACGUGCACAGGAGACACUUUCCUGUCGUCUGCCAGUUCCGCUUGUGGCUGAUCGGCCUGGGUUUCAGCCUCGCAUACGGCAGCAUGUUCACCAAGAUCUGGUGGGUCCACACGGUUUUCACCAAGAAGGAUGAAAAGAAGGAAAAGAGAAAGCACUUGGACUCUUGGAAACUCUACGCCACCGUGGGAGUGCUGCUCAGUGUGGAUGUCUUGUUACUGAUGAUCUGGCAAAUAGUGGAUCCUUUGCACGUCACUGUAGAGAAGUUCACAAGAGAAGCCCCAAAAGAAGACCUGGAUGUUCUGAUCCAGCCUCUCCUGGAGCAUUGCAGCUCAGAGAAGAUGACCACGUGGCUGGGGGUGGUGUACGGCUAUAAAGGACUCCUGCUUCUGCUUGGAAUCUUCCUAGCCUACGAAACCAAAUCCAUCUCCACAGAGAAGAUCAACGACCACCGAGCUGUCGGCAUGGCCAUAUACAAUGUAGCUGUGCUCUGCCUGAUCACGGCGCCGGUCACCAUGAUCCUGUCCUCCCAGCAGGACGCCUCAUUCGCGUUUGCUUCUUUGGCCAUCAUCUUCUCGGUCUACAUCACCCUGGUGGUUCUGUUCAUCCCAAAGAUGAGGCGCCUUAUUACACGGGGUGAGUGGCAGUCUGAUGCUCAGGAGACGGUGAAGAGCGGCUCCUCCACCAACAACCAUGAUGAGGAGAAGUCCCGACAGCUGGAAAGAGAGAACCAGGAGCUGGAGAAGAUCAUCCAGGAGAAAGAAGAACGAGUGUCAGAACUGAGGAACCAACUAUCUGAACGCCAUGCCCUGCGCACCAGGAAACCACCAUCCACCAUCACCCAAAACCAGAACCAUAGCUUUCCCCUGCUCUCUGUCACUCUCAGUGACCCAAAGUCCCUGGCCCCACCCCCGGGGUAUUCUGCGCCCAUCUGUGACACCCACCCCGCCCCACAAUCCUUCUCAAACUCUUCCAGUCUGUACCAAGCUGACAACAAGAUCAAUGUGAACAACUGUCACACCAGUCGGCUGCAGAUGCUCUACAAGUGACAUCCCCUCCUCCAGCACUGAACCACGGCACCUUCAGGUUACAGGCAGCCCAGUUCAAACCCAAAUCUUCCAACCAGAACCUCCACAUGCUGACAAGAACAAACGUACCUGUGCAGAUUUUCCAUCAGUCAAGAUCAAGAGAGCAACGCUUGCUGUUUCUCAGUAGUUCAUGUUCCUGCCAGUGUGUGUUGCAGAUUUAGAAAAUGUGAACCUGUGAGUUUUGACAAUGUGGUCCGUGCCGUUUUACAGAAGUCACGCGUGAAAACUUCCGCCAGCUUAGUUAAAUGUGUGUCCGAGUACUAAAUGAGAGCUGUGCUGUAUCUCAAACGGAGCUACUGGUGCCACUACAGACUCAAACCUCCAGAGGUUCACGGUGGAGGAUGCUUGCAGUUUAGAGCUGUUGAAUUGAGUUUAAGGCUCUGGAUCCUCAAAGCAGCUGUUUUACAGUGACUGGCUUACAGUUAAAGUCUGAAAAGGUCAAGUAAGUUAAAAAGGAUGUAGUUGCUGGGGCACAGUUCUGUAAAAUUAUUCGUCCCCCCCACACACACACACCUGCAAUCAAAAACAUUUUUUAAAAAUUGCCCAGAAGAUCAGAAAAGAGUUCUGAAAAUGUUGCAGAUGAAGACCCCCAUCAAAGAUUAGAAAAAAGAAAAGUUGGUUUCCACCUUUUGUGGUUGGAUUUUCCUUUUAGCGUUUAAAACAUCAACAACAUCUCACUUUCUCCCAGAGAUGGAAAUAAUCAAAUGAAACAGAAACCCCGAC
This is a messenger RNA of Oryzias latipes (Japanese medaka), 3688 nucleotides long. It is a transcript of the gene gabbr1b, whose product is annotated as gamma-aminobutyric acid (GABA) B receptor, 1b. Gene Ontology annotation, cellular component: G protein-coupled receptor heterodimeric complex; membrane. NCBI's taxonomy places the organism in Eukaryota, Metazoa, Chordata, Actinopteri, Beloniformes, Adrianichthyidae. Gene Ontology annotation, molecular function: G protein-coupled GABA receptor activity. Gene Ontology annotation, biological process: G protein-coupled receptor signaling pathway; gamma-aminobutyric acid signaling pathway. The record is from RefSeq and is a predicted model, not a curated record.